Molecule: messenger RNA, 3450 nt
Organism: Dreissena polymorpha
Lineage: Eukaryota; Metazoa; Mollusca; Bivalvia; Myida; Dreissenidae
Exons: 3
Coding region: 621-1628 (335 amino acids)
Source: RefSeq, a predicted model, not a curated record
GUUUUAUGGCAUUUAAACAUUUCGUCGACAUGUUUUCAAUGGAGAAUAUUCCCUCAAUAGACUGUUAACUUGUUCAGUAGCUUUAAAUGGUUUCAAUCACUUAAGCUUUCUAAAUAUUAGCGGAGGAGAUUUAAUCCGUAAACUUAAUUUAAAAUGGAAACCACGAGCAAGUGGAUUUAUUUCUAGGCUUUUUAAGGUUAUCACCAAACGCGGCUGAGUUGUAAAUUUCUGUAAUCUACGAUUUUUAAUAAAUUUCACCGUAAUCUAAAUGAGAUUGAUAUAGAAAACGUUUCAAGUUGGAUGUUGUUCCUCACUGGAGGUUUAAAAGGUAUAUCAUCUGCAUUAGUCGUGAUGUUAAUGUAAUAAGUUUCUACUUAAACGAACUUGGCGAUUGGAAAUUCGAUAGUUUGAAUUCAAAAUACAAAUGCCGAUAAUUUGAAGUCUGUAAGAAGAGUUAAAUUCGUACUCUUAUAUUGUGAAACUAUUUAUUUUUGUCGGUACGACAAUAAUUGAUUUGAAUGAUUUUUUAUGGACAUGCACAUUGGAGGAUUUCUGAUCUUGGCAACAAGUAAAUAAUUUCCAAUCUUCGCAGGUGGCGUUAAAAAAAGUCAAGACCAAACAUGGCAUCGUCGUACCUGGGACCCGAAUCGCCGCGGCCUUUAUCGGUAAUAUCCGAGGGGUACCAAAACCGCUACCGGAUCCCGGCUCACCCGGCCUGGGAACAGUACACGUUCGGAAACCAGUACGAGCGAACGCUGGAGGGCCUGGUAAAUAAAUACCUCGAGUUGGGAACCACAGACCGGAUGUGCUACAUUGGGGACACGAAGGGAAGCAUGGCGGAGUCAUUGGCUGAAAGGUUUUGUCUUCUGGAACCACUUCUCUCGGUGAUUCCCGGUCACUACAGUUACGUGGAGACGGAUUCCAAGAAGAUUCUCUCCAUCCGGGUCGCGCACGUGGGCUCUGAAGAGUACUUCCGCUUGCAGGCGAAAGAGAAACCGGAAAUGCGCACCUUGUUUGACAAAAUAGUCAUCAAAGACGCGCUUCGAUAUUUUGAAAAUCCCGUCGAGAUGUACUGCAAUAUAAUGAAAUGUUUGAAAAAAGAUGGUAAGAUGUUGAUCAUACACCGUCCCAGCUCAAUAAAUACUCUUCCGGUCUUUCGUAACGCGAAACAGCGUCUUGAAGACAACGAAAUUCCCUACACGGAUAUUAUCAAGGAUUUAAAGUCGCUGGAUUUUGAUGUACAGUGGGACAUCGAAUGCCUGAAUUUGACAAUCUCUAAGAAAAAGUGGUUUUCUAUGUUGAAGGCAAAAUUUCCGCCUCAAAUGGAAAUACUGAGUGAUUUUGAAAUGAUGGCCGGUAUACGAGAGCUUGCAGACGGUAUAAUGAAGUACGAAGGGGAUUUAGUAGAAUUUCAGGAUCGACUGUUGUUUAUAGUGGUGUGUAACCCGGCACAGAAAAGGCGCGGUUAUCCGGGCAUCAAACGCUACAAUGCAGACGAUAUGGUGCCGUUUCCGAAUUUGAAGGACUUGAAUUAUUCCAUGGAACUGACACCAGAGUUAAAACAGAUGGUGAAAUCGCGAAGCCGAGCUGCUCAUACUGACUCUCAAAGUGGCAUUGUAUUUGGAUAGAUGACAUCGAAAUGUGAAAAUUAGUUUCAUUUGUUGUGCAAUGUCAAAGUUAGACUGGUAGCUCGUUGUGCAACACCGAAGUUCCUAAAUCGUGGAAUUAUCUAACUAAAAGAUAAACAGAAAGUUAAAGUGCUCAUUUUACUAAUGGUUAUGUUCAGUAUUAUGCACGGAUACAAGUCCUUCGCUAAACGUAUCAAAAGCGUUUGGUGAGUUAUUUUCUGACAUAUCAAUAUGGCGUGUUGGCGGGUAUGAAGACGGUUGCCAACACGAAAAAACGAAACAUACCCAUCAGAACGACAAAAAGGGUCGCCAAUACACCAAUUGUGGCAUUUGUCGGCAUUUUCGUCGUUUUGGUGUGUAUAUUUGUCAUACUGGACUACAGGCGACCUACAAACACCCCAGAACGACAAAUACACCCUAUAAAAUAACCAUUCUGGUGCUCCAAUAAAACAAUAGCUACAUUUGUCACGAAGAUGUGCCCUACUUGUGCACUACAAAAACUUACUUUUACAAAUCUUAAUAUACUAGUACUUGUAAAGCGGAUACACGAAGUCGUUAAGUCGUAUAAAGUAUGGACUGGCUGACUAUGGACCGUUUUUUGAAUGAGUAUUUAUGAAAAAUGUCUAAAUUUAGGUCUAUUCACGUGUGCACCAUUGUAAGAUAGCAAAUAUUAUCAACGCUUUCUGCGUAAGGAAUAAUUGUAUAUUCGUUACAGAACGCUAGAUUUGCUGUUUAUUAUCAGUGAAAUCUGUAUUCCUAUAUUUUAAGUUAUGUUCUUACAGACGAUAUAAAUAACAUAGUUCAGAGCUCCAGAUAAGGGUCGUAUUUUCGUAAUUACGAAUUAUUUUCAAGUCCGUUACGUAUUUAUUUUAAAAUCUUGUCGUACCAUUAAGAAUUACAAAAUCAAGUUACGAAUAUUAUUUUUUACAUCAGUUCGUUUCGAUUUUUAUUGAGUUCUUUUCGCGUAUUAAAGAUCUUUGCGGUGCUUAUAAAGAAUGGUUAUCGGGUUUGUUUAACAAAGCGCAUUUGUUCCAAUAAAAGCGGCGUAUACAGUCUAUCUGUCAAAAAACAAUGGCGGCGCCCAGAAAGCGUCCUAAAAAACUGCAAAGCGUCCAAAACACGCUUUUAACAUAUUGUACGCAAAGUGAGCCGAAGUUAAAUGUUUAGAAAGACAUUAUAGAAAAUAUCUUAUACGAUGUUGUAUGUUCAGUUGCCGACACAGUCGGAAAAGCUAAACAAAAACGCGACACGACGGGUCCAAACUUAAACACACAAGAAAACAUUGAACGAGUGGAAGGGCCAAGUCCCGUGGCUAAUCGUUGAAAAGAUUGAAGGGGAGAUCCGUUUUAAAUGUGAAAUAUGUAAAAAUUCAUCUAAGGCAUGCAAUCUAAACACAGUUUGGGCAUAUGAAGGUAUUGGAAAAAUAAAAUUGUAUAAUACUGAAAAGACACUGUUGAACUCGUAUAAAUAAAGUUGCUAGUAUGUUUAUUUUGAUUAUUUUUUUUGCAUGAAAAUUAUCAUUAUUAUUUAUUUUUAGGUCAUUCAGAAAAAAUAAGAAUUGUUUUCCAAAACUUAGUAGUAACGUUAAGAAUAAAAUUUCAGAGUUAAGAAUUCUUUUUGAAAAUCUGGUAGUAAUUUAAGAAUUUCACAAAACCUUAUUUGGAGCUCUGAUAGUUACUUGUAUACAUGUACGCAGAUUGUUGUUAAGUUGUUACGUAGAAUCUACAGUUUGCGCAUUUAGUGACUUAGUCAAAGCGUUGUUAUAUGUUAUAUCCGUUGUAUGCUUUAUGUUUAGUCAAUAAAAAAAGCCUACUAUUCGAAC